Molecule: messenger RNA, 2817 nt
Organism: Colletotrichum orchidophilum
Lineage: Eukaryota; Fungi; Ascomycota; Sordariomycetes; Glomerellales; Glomerellaceae
Product: PHD-finger domain-containing protein
Exons: 1
Coding region: 1-2817 (938 amino acids)
Molecular function (GO): protein binding
Source: RefSeq, a predicted model, not a curated record
AUGACCGAAAAGCCCCAGCCGCUGUCGACGCAGACCGCGACUCCUAGUCAGACCCUCUUCGCUCCGAGCGUACCAGUCUCAACCAACAAUGUGCCACGCAAAGUAGAAACGGUUGAGGAAGAGGAGCCUUACACAAUCAAGUGUAUCUGCAACUUCACUGACGAUGAUGGAAACACGAUCUACUGCGAUACGUGCGACACAUGGCAGCACAUCGACUGCUUCUACCCUCACAGCCGCGAGGAGGCCCUCCGCGAAGACUUUGCCCACUCAUGCGCUGAUUGCAAGCCGCGUCCCUUAGAUCGACAAAAGGCCAUCGAGCGAACCCGACGACUGAAGAAUGUUCCCACGACAGAAACCAUACCGGAUAAGAAGGCCAAACGCCCGCCAUCAAAAUCCCACAAGAAGAAGCUGAAGCCCACGGACUUACAGUUGAAUGGCCACCCUGUGGGCCAGGAGAACGCAAAGCACGGAAGUCCGAGCGACCACCCUCACCCGACCAAGAAGGUCAAAUCAUCCCAUCGGCCAUCUCACUCGAUCAGUUCACAGAAUGCAAAGCGAAGUCCGUCCUACGGAAAUGGCGGGCGGUCUCAGCCCAACGGCCAUCCUCCGAGUCCGGCAACUACUCCCCCGGACCUUCCGAGCGAUUUUCAAAUACACAAUUACUCGGAUGGAUUCCUGUCCAUGAGCAAAGAAACAGACAUUCCCAUGACUCAAAUCAACUCGUUCGCCAGUCUUGGUGUUUCGAACACCCUAUCGGUUUGGCUUCGUGAACCGGAUCGUAUGAGGAAGGAGACCGGCGAGGAAAUCAACGACGUGUUUGCGAAACUGCCAAAAGACAUUGACGCUCGAAAGCGUCAGCUUCAUGUUGAGAGCAAGAAGAUUCCUGUUUCACCCGACACGACACUAAGAUGGCAAUACCUUGCUACUCCAGCUGCCAUCGAGAAAGAUGUGCCUCUGAUUGAACUCAACGGUGUGAUUGGAUUCCAGAAGGAUUACUGCGCAGACCCCGAAAACCUUUGGGAAGAACUCUCUUCUCCGUUGCCCUUCGUUUUCUUCCACCCGAUGCUUCCGUUGUACAUUGAUACUAGGAAAGAAGGAUCCAUGGCUCGCUUCGUUCGAAGGAGUUGCAAGCCCAACGCCCUGCUGGAUACUUAUCUGUCAGGCCAGUCCGAGUAUCACUUCUGGCUGAUGAGUGACAGAUACGUCGCUGCAAACGAGCAAAUCACACUCCCAUGGGACUUCAGGCUACCCAAAAAGUUACAGGCGCGUUUGGUCCAUCUUCUGGGCCUCGCCGACGAUGAUACCACUACGCAGAACGAGUCUGAAUUGGACGAGACCGAGUACAAGACACUGUCCGACUGGAUUCAUCGGAUAUUGUCAGAGUACGGCGGCUGUGCAUGUGACUUGGGGGCAAACUGUGCCUUCGCUCGCUUCCACAGACAUCAUCAAGCGAAGGUACAGUCCCGACCUCCAGCGAAGAAGAAGCAACGAAAGCCAAAAACCAAUACCAUCUCACCCACCAGUACUGGACACGCAACAAACAGUCGCGCAGCCAGUGAAGGUCAUCAAGAUGACGCCGACAACGACGGUCGAUCCGCAUCUGAGCGUAGCAAACCGCCUAGUCGCGAUCGUACGCCUGUGCGCCAGGGCUCAUUGGAUAGACCGGGUAUUCUCACAGAACCUACUGACAGGGACAAGCGCAAGGUUCAAAUGGUUGAGGACUCAUUUCGACGGAUGGAGCAGCAGCAACAACCCCCACGCAAGAAGAAGCGAACAUCCGAUGGUACAGGAUCCAAUCCCGGGUCUUCCAAGACGAAACCACGCAACUCAGCGAGUAACGCAUCCAGCGGCACUACACAUUAUGUCGACGCGGGAACAUCUCGAAGCAAGUCGAACUCUCCCUCAAGUGGUGUGUCGCCAACGGCACAGAAUCCUUUCAAGGCACCCGCCUCUAGGGCCGAUUCGGUCGGUGCUCAAUCCGGACGAGCUUCGUCAGCACCUCGUCCCAUCUACUCCGAUGCAUCCGUACAAACUGACCCUGUGGAGGGCGAGUGGUACAGUGAGCCUGUCCAGACACCACGGCCACGACGACGCAUCAUUUCUCUCUCACAACGCUUGCUCAACAAUCGGCAUCGAUUACGCUGUGACGAGGUCGAGAGACGCAAAUCACUCCCUUCGCUUUCCACCCUGGAGCCAAUACCGAUGGACGUUGACCAACCGGCUGAGCCCAAGCUUGCUGUAGACUCUCCACCGCUUUCCAAGGUGCAAGGGUAUGAGACAUCGCCUGUUGCUCCCCCAGCUGGUGAUGUAGUGAUGUCGGAUGCUCCGACAAGCUCACCAGGCAUGGCGAAAUCGCCUUUGCAGAAGGACAAUAUUCCAGAUGGACUAGCGAACGGCGCAAGCAGUCCCUUGAAGAUGAGGUCACCGGAAUUGCGCGUGACGAUGCCCCCGGUUCCGGCCUUUAACGGGCCAACAUCGGCGACCCCAAGUGCCACAACGCCAUCGACGGUUCAGUCCCCAUUCUCCGCAAGCAGUCUAUCAGGCCCUUUUGCUCCGACGGCAGUCAACGGUGUCGCAGCACACCCGAGUCCAGUCAAAAAGAAGCUGAGCCUCAGCGACUACACCAAGAGCAGGAUGAACAAGGCCAAGCCCGCCGGUGCUUUGAAGACGCCAUUGCCUGGCACUGAGGAGGCGAAGUCAACACUCGAUGCGAUUGUCGAUUCCCCAGUAGUCGAGAAGAGUACGGAUGUUCUUACACCCGUCACGGGUAAUACGAUCAACGCGAACCCUGCAGCUGCGGCUGCUACCACCUUGUAA